CGGUCGUGUCACGCUGAUAAGGUGUUCCCCAGUCCUGGGAUACUGUUACCGAGACGCUUUGCGGCACAGCUUGUUACCUUUCACUUUCGCACAGAGGGUGGAGGGAGGUCUGCCGAACGCCUGUUGGAUUUUAUUCCCUUGCUGGCAGACUGCUACGCGCAUAUACGUCCUCCCAUUGCACCGCAGAGGAAGAGAGCGAGUGUCUCCAUGAUGUCAUCAUAUUAUCAUACGGGGAAAGAAACGGACAUGGCGACUAUGGCGGAACCGCUAUGUCUAGAGAGAGAUAUCUGUCGGGUGAUUGAGUUGCUGGACAGGCUGCAGAGGAGUGGGGAGCUGCCUCCACCCAAACUACAAGCCCUCCAGCGAGUUCUCCAGAGCAAGUUCUGUGCUGCAAUCAGAGAGGUAUACGAGCAGCUCUAUGACACUUUGGACAUUGUAGGGGGGCCUGAAGUGCGAGCCCAGGCCACAGCCAAAGCCACUGUAGCGGCAUUCGCCGCCAGUGAAGGUCACGCCCACCCUCGAGUGGUGGAGCUGCCGAAAACGGACGAGGGGCUGGGCUUCAACAUCAUGGGGGGGAAGGAGCAGAACUCCCCCAUCUACAUCUCCCGGGUCAUCCCUGGGGGGGUCGCAGACCGGCAAGGAGGGCUGAAGCGGGGCGACCAGCUCCUGUCCGUUAACGGCGUGAGUGUGGAGGGCGAGCACCAUGAGAAGGCAGUGGAGUUGCUGAAGGCGGCUCAGGGCUCAGUGAAGCUGGUGGUCAGGUACACCCCAAAGGUCCUGGAGGAGAUGGAGGCCCGGUUUGAGAAGCUCAGGAGUGCAAGGAGACGCCAGCAACACACCAGCUACUCGUCUUUGGAGUCCCGUGGUUAGCCAGUGGUCUCCUCACUCCUCGUUCCAAAGAGCUGCCCGACUUCAGUCCGCCAGGAAGGCAUGUGGUUGUCAUGUGAGAGGAAGUCAGCAUAGGGCUGACUUAGCUGUGUUGUUUGUAUGUUGGUCUAAUAUCUCCAUCUAAAAGUAAAACUUUACUACCGUAUACGCAUAGUUGUGUGUUGGAGCAUAUCUCCCCGUCAGAAGAUCCCUUUUUUUCUAAUUUUGUAUGUGAUUUCAGUACCUAGAGUAUGGUGUUAGUGCUGAUCGGAGAGAUGAGCUAACUUGCAGUAGCGUCUAAAACUGUAUAUAUCAGUACAUAGUGCAUACCUCCUGGCAGACUAGUGCAUGCAGAUCUGUGGUGCACUUCCCAGACCAGCUGGAAAGGCAGAGUUAAUCGUUCCUCCAUUCCCCAUAGACGGCAGGUGCCAGAUCGAGUGAACCCCUUAUGACAUAUAUAUAUACGCCCUCAAUAGUUGACUGAAUAUUAUUUUAGAACUUUUUUUUUCACUGCUUUCUACACAUGAUCAUGUCCAAUGUUUUUGUUCUGGCUGGAACUUGAUUGGAUUCAUGUCCUGCGUGUCUUAUCAUCCUGUUGGUCUGGUCUAUGCUGGUUAAGCUGGAGACAGACCAUUGGAUGGGGGGGUUUGUCAAAGGUAGGAGUGGGGGUAGGAAGGUCACAGUUGCCCCUGCCUGCAUAGUGGCUCACCCACACACACUGUGCCCAUGCCUAGACUGUCUUUAUGUUGUAUGUAUGUAUAUGUAUGUAUAUGUAUGUACACUAUUUAAUUCAUAACAAUAAAGGAAAGUUCUUUAGUUCACA
This is a messenger RNA of Sardina pilchardus (European sardine), 1690 nucleotides long. It is a transcript of the gene lin7b, whose product is annotated as lin-7 homolog B (C. elegans). Bases 208 to 870 code for a protein of 220 amino acids. The transcript is spliced from 6 exons. Lineage: Eukaryota; Metazoa; Chordata; Actinopteri; Clupeiformes; Clupeidae. Gene Ontology annotation, molecular function: L27 domain binding. Gene Ontology annotation, biological process: neurotransmitter secretion; maintenance of epithelial cell apical/basal polarity; protein localization to basolateral plasma membrane. Gene Ontology annotation, cellular component: MPP7-DLG1-LIN7 complex; cell-cell junction; basolateral plasma membrane. The record is from RefSeq and is a predicted model, not a curated record.